CAAGCGAUUCGUGUCGUAAAUAUUGUGGAGCACGAGGCAUGCAUAAAAAUCACAAAUUAUUAAAGAAUAACGAACCAAAUAUUUAUUUCUACGUUCAUUUCUGUCAGAUUUGGUUUUUUUCUGGAGCACGAGGCAUAAACAUCACAAGUUAUUUGAGAAUAUUUUUUUAGACGUCAAUUUCGCUGUCCAAUAUUGGUCGUGGUGGUGGUCACGUGGCGUCCUCCGGAUUUUGAUUAAAUUGAAGAAUGGGGGGUGUGAAUUACUUCGGAAUUUUGGAUUAUCUGGCUGUUGCGGGGACGCUAACUUUGUCGUUAGGCGUUGGACUGUACUACGCAUGUGCAGGAAAGAAACAGACCAAUGAAGACAUGCUCGUCGGAGGAAGGAACAUGAGCCCAGUUCCCAUCGCGGCGAGCAUGCUGGUCACGUAUCUUUCCGCGAUUACAAUUUUAGGUUAUCCAGCGGAAGUUUAUGUCCAUGGGAUUCAGAUUUACAUGUUGACGAUUAUGCCGUGUAUUUACAUUCCUUUAGCGACGCAGGUUUUUGUGAAGGUUUUCUAUGAAAUGAAAUUGACCAGUGUGUACGAGUAUUUAGAGCUGAGAUUUGAAUCUGUCACGGUGCGAUGGUUGGCGAGUUUCACAUUCAUCGUGCAAGUCUUGCUGAUCAACGGGGUCGUCCUUUUCGCACCGGCGAUCGCUCUGGAGGCCAUUCUAGGCAUCCCGGUGUGGCAGUCGGUCGUAGGGAUUGGCGUUAUCGGGACGGUGUACACGUCCAUGGGCGGCAUCAAGGCGGUCGUGUGGACGGAUAGCUUCCAGUUCAUUAUGAUCGCGGUGGGAUUGAUUUCAAUCAUGGUCCGCGGAUUCAGCACUGCGGGCGGAAUCUCAGAAGCAUUUCGCAUCGCUGGGGACGGGGGACGGCUCGUUCUAUUCGACUUCACCUUUGACCCAUUUAUGCGUCACAACUUUUGGAAUUUUUUCUUUGGCUAUGGUUUCGCCAACAUGACGCUGUACGGAACCCACCAGCCGCAAGUGCAGCGGUACUGCAGCCUCCCCUCCGUCGGCCAUGCGAUCAAAGCCCUCCUGCUGACAAUUCCGAUGAAGUUUUUUACCAUGACGUUAGUCUUGUGUACUGGGAUUAGUGUUUUUGCAACAUAUUCCGGCUGUGAUCCCAUCCUACUGGGCAAGAUUAACAAAGCGGACGCUAUAAUUCCGCAUUUUGUCGUGAAUGAGCUUUCCUUCAUUCCCGGAUUAAUGGGGAUUUUCGUGUCCUGUAUUUUCUCCGCGGUACUCAGCACGGUGUCGUCUACGCUGAACAGUUUGGCAGCCGUGACAUGGGAAGAUUUCCUCUCAAAGAUAAACUUUUUUCGAACCCUGAGUGGAACUGGGCAGGCGAAUUGUGUGAGAAUUAUAGCCGCAUUUUAUGGAUUGGUAUCCAUCGGGCUAGCAUUCGGGGCUCAGUAUUUGGGACAAAUUUUCCAAGCGACGAUGACCGCGUUGGGAGCAACGGCCGGUCCGUUGGGAGGAGUUUUCAUCUGCGCCUUGUUCAUCCCGUGGAUGAACAAAUAUGGUGCGAUAGGUGGGAUGGUUGUGGGGCUGACGUCGAUGAUGUAUCUGGCCGUGCAGGCCUUCCUUCUGGGGAAGCAGUACCCCAACCUCAACCUCCCACUCCACACCAGCCUCGACCAGUGUCCGGCGGGGACGGAUUUCUCAUUCGCGAAGAACUCCACCUUCCUCCCACCACCAGAAUGGGAAUGGCCGACUAAAAUUUAUACGAUCUCAUACAUCCUCUACCCCAUCGUGGGAGCCAUUAUUACCGCCGUCGUGGGGAUGAUUGUCAGCAUAUUAACCGGAGGGUGCUGUUCUGGUGGGAACGUUCCUCGGAAAUAUCUCCACCCUGUCGUCCGCUCUUUCAGCGAAAAUACCGGCGAAACAACUCAAGGAAUCGGCAGAAACAUCAUUUUCCUAAAUUCGCCACCACCCUCACAACGGCCAGAAACAAGUCGAGGAGACAAAUUUCCUUAUAAAUACGACAAAGUUUCGUCACAUGCGGUGUGACGAAAAAUAGGGACGAGAUUAACGCACCCACCUCCACUGAAUAAUCAGUAUGCAUUUUUAACGAUAGUGUUAUAAAAAUUUUGUACUAUUUAAAGAAAAGGUAGUCCCAAAAAUAGACUGAAAUACAAUUAAACUUGGUUUCUGCGUAUAUUUAUGUACGUCUGACCCAAACCCCAA
This is a messenger RNA of Folsomia candida, 2228 nucleotides long. Its product is annotated as sodium-coupled monocarboxylate transporter 1. Gene Ontology annotation, cellular component: membrane. The coding region runs from base 246 to 2051 and encodes 601 amino acids. The record is from RefSeq and is a predicted model, not a curated record. The transcript is spliced from 16 exons. Lineage: Eukaryota; Metazoa; Arthropoda; Collembola; Entomobryomorpha; Isotomidae. Gene Ontology annotation, biological process: transmembrane transport; sodium ion transport. Gene Ontology annotation, molecular function: symporter activity.